Molecule: messenger RNA, 9282 nt
Organism: Liolophura sinensis
Lineage: Eukaryota; Metazoa; Mollusca; Polyplacophora; Chitonida; Chitonidae
Product: ketimine reductase mu-crystallin-like
Exons: 12
Coding region: 1-1323 (440 amino acids)
Cellular component (GO): cytoplasm
Molecular function (GO): hormone binding
Source: RefSeq, a predicted model, not a curated record
AUGGCAGGUGAACUGUUGUUCUUCUCAGCUGACGACGUCAGGGCUGUGCUAAUAUAUGAUGAUCUAAUCCCUGCCAUGGAGACGGCGCUCGCUCGAUUCUCGGAUCGUGAGAAGGGGGGCGUGGUUCAGCCCGUGCGGUCUACAACCAGGGUUAAUAAAUACAACGGGGUUUUUUUGGUGAUGCCAGCAUACAGUGAAAAGGACAAUGCUCUGGCCACAAAAGUUGUGUCUUUUUACCCGGAAAACAAGGCUGUCCCCACUCAUCAUGCUUUAAUUGUACUACUGGAACCUACAACUGGUGUCCCUAAAGCUGUGAUGGAUGGUGAAAUUAUUACAGCUAUGAGGACUGCAGCAGCCUCUGCAGCUGUUACCAAAGGUGAUGUCAGCUGUUUGCAGCAUUGGUCCUUGUCAUUUCAGCCCAGGUCACUCAAGAAACUGAGUAACCCCUACCUGGCCCCCCCUUACCCAGAUCCUAGCUAUAUUGGGAAUUGGUGUUCAGGGCCUCUCCUGACUACAAUAGGGUUGGGUGUUCAGGGUUGCUCUCUUAUCCUGACUACAGCAGGGAUGGCUGUUCAGCGCCUUCCCUUUUAUCCUGCUACAGCAAAGUUGGGUGUUCAGGGCAACUGUCUUAUCCUCACUACUGGUUGGGUGUUCGGGGCCCCCUCUCAGAUCCUGACUGCAGUAGGGUUGGGUGUUCAGGGCUUUAUUCAGAUUCUGAUUGCAAUGGGGUUGGGUGUUCAGGAUCUCCUGUCUACAGUAGGGGCUCUGUGUAAGCCGUCGCCUCAUAUCCUGGCUAUUGUAGGAGCUGGAGUUCAGGGUCAUUCCCACUACCACUCUCUCAGCUCAAUCUACAAUUUUACUGAGGUACGUAUUGCAAGCAGAACACUGGAGAGUGCUGAGAAGUUAGUGACUCAAGUGCCCAAUGGUAGAGUGUGUGAUUCUGUGGAAGAGGCCGUCAAGGGGGCAGACAUCAUUGUUAUGGCAACCUCUGCAAUGAAACCAUUGCUCAAGGCUGAUUGGGUCAAAGCUGGUACUCAUAUUAAUGCUGUUGGGGCGUGUAAAGCUGACUGGCAGGAGCUUGACCCAGACCUUGUCCGCUCUUCUGUUCUGGUGGUGGACAGUCGCGAAGCAGCCAUGGUGGAAUCUGGAGAUGUCAUUCUGAGCAAAGCCGAAAUAUUCGCUGAAGCUGGUGAAUUGUUCCAGGGUUGGAAGAAACCGCAAACUGAUCAAACCACCAUCUUCAAAUCACUAGGUAUUGGUGUUGAAGACACAGUGGCUGCAAAAUUGGUAUACGACAAGAUCCUACAACAAAGGCCGAAAUGAAGAAAAACGUUUGUAAAGAAGAAAACGUAUAUUACCAAAUAUUUACAUACUGAAACUUUAGAAAAUAUUUUUCCAUACUGACGUACGUGUGUAUGUUGAUUAACUCAUUUUGUACACAUUAAUGUAUAUUAGGCAGGUAAACAAUUUUGACAGGUUUAAUAUCACUUCAUUGAUCAUUGACUGACGGAUCCAAACUAAGUAGGGUGUUACAGCACAUAGGUGUUCACUAAAGCACUAAAAUGCUAGUGUACAGUAGUUUCACCCUGUGGAACUUGGUCCACCAAUAGCACACGGGUUCAAAGAUGUGCACCGGUACUCUUUUUUAGCUGCCAUGUAAGACUUUGAUUCGUAUUGUUAUCUAAAUUGAUUUAUUUAUUUAUUAGAUUGGUGUUUUACGCCGUACUCAAGAAUAUUUCACUUAUACGACGGCGACCAGCAUUAUAGUGGGUGGAAACCACAGAGCCCGGGGGAAGCCUGGGGGAAACCCACGACCAUCCGCAGGUUGCUGGCAGACCUUCCCACGUACGGCCGGAGAGGAAGCCAGCAUGAGCUGGACUUGAACUCACAGCGACCGCAUUGGCGAGAGACUCCUGAAUCAUUGCGCUGCGCUAGCGCGCUAACCAACUGAGCAUCUAAAUUUGGUGAGGGACAACAAAUCAGUACAUUUUAUUCAGUUAUAUUUAUACACAUAACGUCAGCAAUCUAGACUGACCUAUUCAAUCUGAUGCUUUUUUUUAGCAGUGCAUAAAGAAGCAUUUUGCUCAAUCUGUCUGCGUAAGGGGCGCGUCUUGUUAGCAUAUAUACAGAUUCUUCGAAAACUUCACGAUUCAAGUCCCAAGUAUAGAGACCUAUAUGCUCGCGAAUUAUAUUUGGAUCUCAUUUAUACUAUUAUGGUCUUUAUUUCAUGGUAACUGUCUGUUCGUUGUUUAAUCUGUGUUAUAUUAAUGUUGAUUAAACAAAUAUAACAUGUACAUACAAAAUAUAGCCACAACGGAUAUAUGCCUGGCUCAGCUUUACAUCCCGUACGUGGGAGGAUCUGCCAGCAACCUGCGGAUGGUCGUGGAUUUCCUCCCAACAUAAUGCUGGCCGCCGUCGUAUAAGUGAAACAUUCUUGAAUACGGCCUAAAACACCAAUCAGAUAAAUGAAAUAACUCAACGUUACAUUGAUACAUACAUAUGUCAAGUUUAAGAACAAUUUUUUUAUUUUUCAUAGUAGCUUUAAACACACUUGCUUUCAUGGGACACUCACCAUGACAAUCACCAGUAGUUAUAUGAUAGUUUAGCAGAAUUUUUAGACGUAAGGAAUGAGGUAAUUUGUUGCAUAAUAUGCAAAGAAUGCAAAGUGCUGUUUGGGGGCUAUGGAUCAAAAGUGUUUCGAAAUGGCAUUGAAAUCGGCAUUUGUACAAUGGUGAAAAAUUGAACCUCCUUCAUUCCCCAUUAUCAGAAACCAUAGUUUCGGUUGUUAUCAGUUUGUUAAUAUGAACGGAACAGCGAAAUGGGAGCCAUCAAAAGCAAAGUGUCAAUAUCGCAUUUCAGGCAUCAUCAGUCUGUUCUAAAAGCAAAAGACAGUGUUUAUCAUUCAAACAGGCUCGCUGAGAGUACAAUAUGUUUAAAAGAUCCUGUAACAGAUCAUUGUUUUCCAAAGCAUUGAUUCGCUAGAAAACUGCUGAAUCGUCACAUGAUAAAUACAUGUGUAAAACAUUCUUGAUACAUGUGGCGAAUCAUGAAACGCCAUUGUCAUCUGCCGUUAGGAAAAACCUGCGAUGUCUUCGUACAACGAUCCUUUGUAGCUCAGAGAAUGAAAGAACAAAUUUAAUUUUAUUAUUAUCCAAUUGCAUGGUGUUUUAGGCGAUACUUAAUUAUGGUGGGAGGAAAGCGGGCAGGGCCUGGGGGAAACCCACGAAACCCAUGGGGAAACCCAUCAACACACAGUGUUAUGUAAAACUCCGUGCUAAUUUGCACAAGAACAAAUACAAGCAUUUCAUGGAGACGAAAAUAAUAGUAAGCUCAGUGAUAGAAAAGGUAUGAUCAGGACAUUGCUAGGACAAAACAAAAGUGUCAAAUUCUGGUGAAAUAAGCUACAUACAUGCAGAUGAAGGAUACGUUUGACUGUAGAAUCAGCCUGCUGACAGCUCCUUCAUCUUGUCUUUGUAAGCUCUGGUCAGCUAUAGAGUGUCUAACCUUUAUUCCUCGUUGUCAGCUAUGAAUGGUCAGUGCGUUAUAUUACAUUAUGAAUGUCUCAGGCACUAUAUAUCCAGGCGUAGUCACAUAAACUUGAACAUUGAAAGAACAGUGAUUAUUUAAGAACGCUGUAGUCGAUUCCGUCUUAGAAUACUCAGCCAACUCGUGUAAUACGAUUUCACGAUCCGACUCCUCAAGCCUUAUAGCCUUUAUUUCAAGGAAGAGUUUUUGACGCCACGUACAGUAAUAUCGCGUACAUGUCAGGCGAUGUGAAGUUUUGGAGAUUUCUCUUCCGAGAUCAUUGGGAUGAGUAUGGUGCCUUAUUACUUACACGUUAUCACUAUGGAGGCUGCUGUAAGAAGAGGUAUAGUGACAGAGAAUGGAAAAUAGGGAGUGCGAGAGGACCGUAUAUAUGCGCGCAUGUUGAUAGCUUAUGUUGUGCCCCUGAGAAAUUCACAAAGGUCAUAGGUUAAUGUUGGUUGAUUCCUAUCAUGGCACAAACAUGGUUGCUUAGCUGUAAUACACAUAUGGUGCACAGGUUGAUGUUUUACGUUGAUUCAUUGCUUUAGUUAUUGCUGAAAGGCAAGUGAUCUUCAAGGAACGGUAGCCAAAGAUACUCUCGUCAUCGACAGCUUAUUUUCAUCAUGGCCCCACUAACAAUGAGAGUAAGUGUAUUCCCUUCCUAGCGUUUGACAGAUAAGUGCAUGUCUUAGCCACCCGCCACGACUCGCGCUUCUUCGCUUUUAUAUUAAUGAACUUCCUUCAGAUCGAUAAUUUCCGGUGACCUAUCGGAUAGAAGCUCAAUCCACAUUAAUCAAUCGUUUAAUGAUAUUGAUAUCGAUAACUCAUUACAUAUCCUCGAUAUAUUCUGAAUUAUAGCAAAAAGAUAUGAAAUUAUAAUAGAGUGUUUUUUUUUUCAUUUUUUUUGUUACUGAAUUUUCAUAAAACGGAGCGUUCGGUUGAUGUUCAUAAUCUAUUUGUGCUAACGUUCAUUUGUAUUAUCUGUACUAACACGAGCACAUUUCAGGCAUCAUCAGUCUGUUCUAAAAGCAAAAGACAGUGUUUAUCACGGGAUCGCUGAGAGUACAAUAUGUUUAAAAGAUCCUGUAACAGAUCAUUGUUUUCCAAAGCAUUGAUUCGCAAGAAAACUGCUGAAUCGGAGCGUUCGGUUGAUGUUCAUAUUCUAUUUGUGCUAACGUUCAUUUGUAUUAUCUGUACUAUAUAUAUGGGUCGCCGUCAGUCGGUAAUGGAAUAUGAAUAUUGGAUUUUUAUGCUAUCCAAUGGGACUUCGGUAGCAUACAUUUACAUGAGAGGAGAAAUACACGUCGAUUACAAACGUUUAUAACGAAACAUUCCUCCGUCAGACUGAUUAUCGUAUCCACGAUGGAGCCAGUUAUCGUAUGUUUGGUGCUUCUUACAGGACUGACCCAAGCUCAGUGUAAGUACCGGUACGACAACUUUAAUGUCAACAGUGCAAUUAUCGAUCGGUAUAGUCAAAAAGACGAUAAUCUGAUGUGUAGCGUAAGGGUUCCUAACAAAACAUAUCAGAUAUAGGAAAGAGAAGUUUUGCACAUUUUGCCAAUGAUCUUGUUUAAUUGAGGUUAGUUUCAAUAUAUCGAAUUAAUCGACCUAAACUGAUGAAUCAUUCGCUCUUACAUGCUACCAGCUUUAUUUACUGUUUAAGACCCUAUGCGUCAUCUCUUGUAUCUUCAUUUGGGCAUACGUGUUGUUUUGAAAAAGGGUCUUGCGAUUAUCGACUUGGGACGUCCCUUCAUGGGUUAUGAAUGCCGUACGAAUUUCGGAAGUGACACGCUGUGGAAGGUUUCUACUAAAGUUGGAAAUUCACUGUUAAAUGUCGUUACAGUUGAAGUUAUCACCAGUGUCAGAUUUACAGUGCACCAAAAUGCUCUCGUACAAGCAUUUGUUUCUCACAUUUUUAUGGUAACCAUUUAUUUUUUUACGGAAUAAAUACAGCUUUUCGAGUGCCAUGUAAAAGAACCCAAUUUAUGAUGGUAUUUUAACGGACUAUUGCUGAGAUUGCUGAAAUUAGAGUUGGAAGCAACUGUAACUGUUACGUAGUAAUUGAUAUUUCUUUCCGGAGAAAUACCCAAUUAUUUUGAUAAAAUUCAAGUUGCGGUCUUACUGGACGGAUAUAGCUCAGAAAUGGCACGCUGGAUUUGUAUUAAACAGUUGUCUGUUUUUCACUAGCAUUUCUAUGUACCAUGUACCAUCGUAAAUAAAGUUUAUUUCAUUCCAUGAAGACUUGGAGGAACUUGCUCGAGACAAACCCACACAGCAAUCUGGGGUGCAAACGUAUGUUUACCAGGGUAAUGUGUUCAACGGGAAUUCCAGUUUUGCCGUGGAUCGAAAGCCCGUCACUGGACUGAACCAAACGUGCAGCUCGACUGCCAAGUCAUUUGCACCAUGGUGGAUGGUGGACCUGCAGGAUGCGUAUCUUAUUAAAGGAGUGACAAUUCAUCCAAGGCCACAAAGUUGUGUGAUUUUUAACUUCACAAUAUCAGUGUCACUAUUUUGGGAUGAUUCCACGGACCAAAUGGUAAAUCCGACUCGUUGCUAUGCAAGCGAAGAUCGUCUACAGAACGGCACACAAACAGUUCUUUCUUGUGUUAAACCACUGAUGUCUAGAUACCUGAAAAUCAGUAUGUUCCCAAAGAGGAAGCCAAAGUCCCUGUGUCUUUGUGAACUGGAGGUGUUUGGAUUAACAAAUGAGAGAUUCUUCCUGUAUCAGUCGAGACUAGGAAAGAGAUCCACAAGCCGUUACAUACAAACCUUGAAGGUUCCGGACAGUGUGGUUUGUUCCGCGUAUUGUAGGCAUCACGUGGAUUGUACCUCUUUCAACAUGGCGACAGAGAGCGGAGUUUGCGAGCUGAUCGCUGACCCUUUGGACAAUCUGCAUGGGAAUGAGGUGUCAGAACCCGGAUGGACGCGAUAUAUAUUACACUAGAUAUCAGCAAAACUGGGAAGCAUUAUAUGCGGACGUAAAUUCAAAAUUUGUUGCAACACAAUGCAUUACUGGAUGGGCAUAAAAAAAUGGACCGUACUUUGACACUCAAAAUCUCCGAAACCGUCUUACCUCACUUUUUUCCAACAGUCCUUGCGUGCUUCAACCUUCUCCCUCAUAAACCUUCUCGCUCAGAGAAUUCCAUACAGAGUAGUCCAUGGGACUGCAGUCGGGGAUCUGCGGUGUCCACUCGGCCUUAGUUAUGAAUGAAGGAGUCACUCCCUCAAGAUGCUGCUGUGUUGCACGGCUGGCAGUUUGAAAGGGUUUGAACAAAUGACAAUGGAGCAAUGCAGCAUCUUCUAAGCCCAUUUUUUAUGCCCACCCGAUAGAUAGUUUAGAAAAUAAUGGCACGGAAAUAAGGAUAUGGUUUGCCAGCAAAUAAUAUAAGCACAUGUAUAUUUUCACCCAUACAAUGCUUGCAGAUUGUGAAUGAUUUUUUUAAACUUAUGGGUAUCGUUUACAUUAUAUGCAUGGCUACUCUGUUUUUUGUUAAAUUCUCCCUAGGAGAAUGAUGUGAACUUUGACCAGAGGUUUUAUGAAGCAACCUGGUGACGACACUGGGAUUAAGUUUUUACUUAAGUCAACAUUUAUAACUUAUAAUAAGCUAUUUAUUCUUGGAUUCUAGGAGCUAAAGUUGUAAACACGUAAUCAGUGGGAUGUGAAGACAUACCUAUUUCAUCUUUAUCGUUAAGCAUAUCGGGAAAAUUUUUAAAAUUUACUUUAGGCUGUCAAAUUUGGAAAUUUUCUCGGUCUAACGUAUGGCAAUGUGUCUACAAUUUUAUGACGUGUUUUCGUGAAUUAUCUCAUAUUCUUGGAAUAUUUACCGCGUUAACUUUUAUUCAGAACCGGAUUUCAGAAGACGCUAAUAUAGUUAUAAAAAUUAAGUGAUCAUUAACAAGAGUGGUUUCUGGUAUUGAUUUAAAUAAAAAUGUAGUCGAUAUGUAGUAUUUAUAUUAUUGUCUCUCUUUUCAUGAGCUCAGAAUUUCUAACCUAAAAGCACCCAACGCUCACAUUAAAAUGAAAUGUUGUUAAGAUCAUUUCACUACGAGCUCAUUGACCACGCCUUACCGGGCGAAGCAGAAAUAGCCCUUGAUUUCACGAUGUGUUCUAUAAUACAUGCUGUUCAAGAAACAUAUCCGAAUAGCAAGCAAAUUUCGCAGUUUAUGCCCUCAACCAGUAAAACGUGUAAGGCAGCUCCCAAUUGGGCCAGAUGGUCGUCUUGUGCAAGCAAAGGAUCCACCUGUACAUGAUCUGGCUCAAUUGGAAUCCGCCUUGCACGAGGAAUGGCAGCGGUUUCCUCUGCAGAGUAUCAGGAGGCUGACAGGUGGUAUAAUGAGAAGGGUUCAGACUGUCAUCGAGGCUCACGGCGGAUACACCCGAUAAUGACGUAAAAGGCUUUAAGAGAUACCAAAUGACGUUUUCAUUGAGUAAUUUCAACCACUGCUUCAAAACUGCUCUCUUUAGAACCAUACUUGUAAAGCCAGUGUUUCACAUUAAAACCAGUGAUGAUAGAAAUACACGUGUGUUAUCAUUAAAACACAAGGAUUCCAAUCAUUUUGUCGUGUUUCAUUAGCCAAAAGGUCACAUGGUUCGUGACCAAUCACAUUUUACACUCUUUUGAUACAGAAAAACAUUAAUCGCAUAUGUACAUGCGAGAAGUGUGCAGUUUCCAGUGAUGCUGAAAAGGCACAAUUUAUAACAAUCAAAUCCAGCACGUAGUCCAAUGAGGCAAGAAAAAGGCUGAUAGUAUUUCAGAUAGACUUUCAAUGCAACUGUUCAUAUAAACAUAGCGGGGAUUAUAAGGCUGUGUCGUGUACAUACAGUUCCUAUAUAGCCCCAAGUUAAACGGAGUAAGAUGCAUGCUUAUAAAGCGCGUAGCGCCGUGGAUUUUUCACGCUAUGAUUAUAUGUUGUAAUUAAUGGUUGAACAAAAUUUAAGGCACUUUCAAUAGAGAGACUUGAUAGUGUAGCCUUGACUUAGAAGUUUUAACCAGUGUUUUUAUUACGUAGAUUGAAAUCGUCAAUGUUUGUACACGCUAUAGAAAGAUUUGUACACACCUUAUGCUGGGCUUUCUGUGAUGUUUUCUGCCAUUAAUAAAUCGAUAGUUAACAAUAUCGAAAUUAAAGUCAUGGAUUAAAUCUCGAUGAAAGAUCUUCGUGUAGAGGAUCGAGAAGUCUCAUGUGGAGAUGUCCUGCCAAUGUCUUUGAAUUGUCUGGUAUCCACAUGCAUUGUAUAUUUUUAGGAUAGCUGAAAAGCAUUUUUCCAAAACUGUUUUAACUUCCUGUAGAGUUUUUGUUCACAAUGUGGACAUUUUCAUUUUGUUGUGCAUUUUCAGGUUUCAGAUAUAAAUCUUGCCUGACAUGCAUGGUGUUGUUAGCAUGUCUGCUAUCCUGUAUAUUGGUGGUGAGUCUUCAUGAUUGGGUUUAAGUGAAAUACCUGAUCUUUCAGAAUGUUGUCGAAGUUGCUCCCAGCUGAAGAGCGCGAGUAGUAUUUUGGCCUAGAUUUUUUUUCUGUCUAUUUUUAACCCUUCUACAAGUACUUUGUAAUAAUAGUUUAUGCAAAAGAAUGUGUAAAUAUGGUUAUUUUGUCUGCCGAAACAACGUACGUCGUAUUUGUCUGUUAUUUGUCUUAGCUGGUGGAUGGUUUCUUUCACCUUUACGAGGUUAAGUCAGGUUUCGAGGAAAGAUGUUGUAAUUUCUUCUCCUUUAGCCCAAUUGAUGAUGUAUUUUCCAAUGCUAUGAAACAAUAAAAAGUAA